AUGAGCGCGGCUGCUAGUACUUCAGACUCCACUGGUCUUCGAUCGUUCAGUGGAGAUUCAGAAGAUGCCAAAGAAUACAAGCGAUGGAAGGUGUGGGUGAGCAACAAACUGCUCACCAUUGCUGACAAGGUUCCUGAACACGCCCGUGGCGCCUACGUGUACACCCUUUUGUCUGGCAAAGCAUUGGAGUGUGUAGAGCACCUUGACCCCAGCAGUUAUCAGAAGAAGGAUGGCGAGAAGAUCAUCUUCGAACGCCUGGACCAGCGUUUUCCUCAGAAAGACGCUUCCGACGAGAUGUCGGAAGUUUUGACUGAAGUGUUUGCAGUCAAAUCCCAUGAGGGAGAAUCUCUGAAGGCCUGGAUUUCUCGAGCAACUGAACUGUUUGAUCGAUGUCAACGCAAGGUCAACGUCAACUUUCCUGAGGAAGCUCGCGGUUGGAUGACCCUACAUCGAUCUGGUUUGAGCGAUGAGCAAAAGGCAGUUGUCCUCGCUCGGUCGUUGGGAGUGUUGAAGAGGGAAGAGAUCGGUCGUGCCAUGCGCUCUUGUUACCCCGACUUCGUUGUUGGCAAGAGACGCGCUGCAGGAAUUUCACUGGUCGAGGAUUCCCUACCUCCUGAGGACGACAUCGCUGCUGAUGAAGAGUUCGACGAACUUGAACAGUUCUUAGCAGAGCAUCAGGGCAAGGAAUCAGCUGCAGCCAUGGUAGUUGAAGAACACUUCAUCGCCAUGAUCGACAUCCUGCCAUCCUCUUGGCGAUCCUUGCAGUGGUUGAGAGAGAAGCAACAGAAAUGUUCACCUACUGCUGAAGAGCAGCUGCUUGUGAGUUCACCUGGGUUCGGAGUUUUGGACUCCGGUUGUGGCCGCUCCAUCAUUGGUUGGGACGCAUUGCAAGAGUUCAAAGACUUGUGGAAAGCCCGCCAGAUGGAGAUCCCAGAGCCUUUCUCUGAGGUGAACCACUUCAAGUAUGGUAACGGCCACAAAGAGAUGUCCAAACAGGCCAUUCGUGCGCCCGUCCAUCUCGGUGGCAGGGCAGGAACCAUCAAGGCAGCCAUUGUGCAGGGCCAAGCGCCCCUGUUGAUCUCUCGCAGUGCACUCAAAACCCUGAAAGCCACCAUCAACUUCGAAACGAAUGAACUGACUGUUUUCGAUGAUCGUGUAGUCAUUCCUUUGGCCACCAAUCAAGCUGGCCAAUACACUGUUGAUUUGCUUGGCAAUCCUGAAGGCUCCAACAGUGCCUUCGAAGAAAUCAUGAUGACCACCGCCAUCGAUCAGGUCAGUGCACCAACCCUCGACGUGUCGGGUAGUGAUCCGCCGGCCAUGUCGUCCAUCGAGCUCAACAACGAGAAGCUGAUGGUGCUUUUCGACGAGCCAAUUGAUCCCAGUAAAGGUAAGGCCAAGUAUCGUCAUGCACUCCCUCCACAUGUACUCCGAUGUCAAACCGAAUUUCUGUACACGCCACAGGAAGAGUGUCUGGUCUUGGAGAGCCUGCCCAAGCAUCAUCUUCGGCAGUUGGAGGCCAUUGUUCGGGAGACGCUUGCCGUACAGCCCCAUGACAAGUCCCAACAGUCUCAUGAUCAUGGUAAGACACUUCUAGUUGCCGAAGUCUUUUCACCGCCUCGAUUUAGUCCGGUGGUGGAACAAAUGGGCUUCGCGAGUCGUUCAUACGAUUUGCUCAACGGGUAUGAUUUUCGACGUGCCGCCGACAGGAAGCAGGAGGCAGCAAGCUGUGCAGCAUGUCCAUCAUGCCCAGAGCAGAAAUGUCAAGAGGUCUUGAUGGCCAAAGCCGAUCUAGGAUCCAUGGUUGCGUACUGGAGACAUCAGAAGUUCCAACAAGGCGAGAAGACCGAUGAAGAAAAGUCCAUUGAAGAGAACUCAACAUCUGGAUCCGACUUGAAGACUGCCUCGAGUUAUGGCCCCGUUCGCUCUCGAUCGCGAGUGGCCAUGAAAAGUGGACCAGCAGCACUCUUUCGACCAAGACCUAUGCUGCAAGAUGACUUUGUGGAUCUCAUGACUGAAGUUGUCCCCAGACUCAUCACUGAGCAUAUUGAUAAAUCAUCAGCAGUGAAUUGGGAACCAGAUCCUGACAGCAUGCAAGACGUGUCCAGUGGUCCCAGCAGCGGUAGUGGUCUUAAGAGGUCUGCCGAUUCGCAAGUGGCAACUGAAGAGCCACCAGCUGUGCGUCCCAAGACUGAUGACGCACAAGAAUCUAAAAUGGCUUGGACCUCUGAUGAUGCCGCCAAGCUGCAAGAGCUGCUCCAGAAAGCAGCUGCCAACGGUGUGCAUCCUCUUGCUGCUCUCGAGAAGACCGGCCGUCACUUUCAGGACGAUGGUUUUGAAUUGGUGACCACUGGUGGCAUGUCAGACGCCACCAAGCGUCUGGGAGAUGACCAAAUGCCCGUGGCAAAGAAGCCAAACCAAAAGAGCUCGACCAUGCCUCUGCAGACCGACGGCUCUAUGGGAUACUAUGUCAAGGAAAUGAUGCCUGUGCCACUCCCCAGCUCAUCGCUGGACCCGGCUCCGACCUACCUGCCAGCUGGAGUGAAGGGUUUGACACAGUGGAGCCAGUCGAUCAUUGGCUUUGGCAAGUUCAAAGGCAAGGGAAUGAGCUAUGCUGACUUGAUCAAUGCCGGCACGGAAGAGACCAAGGGAUACAUCAAAUGGUGCAAGUCCCGGCAGUCCAGUGCUGGUGGUGAGUUGGCUGACUUGGCCAAUUUUCUAGUUCAGCAUGAAGCCGAGCAGUGCAAGUCGGAUAGCUCACUCGGUGAGGUCAUCGCUGGCACCAGCACGCGAAGGGUCUUCAAGUCGUGA
This is a messenger RNA of Durusdinium trenchii, 2808 nucleotides long. NCBI's taxonomy places the organism in Eukaryota, Dinophyceae, Suessiales, Symbiodiniaceae. The record is from the annotation of a GenBank genome assembly.